Messenger RNA from Papilio xuthus (Asian swallowtail), 3065 nucleotides. RefSeq lists its product as uncharacterized. The record is from RefSeq and is a predicted model, not a curated record. The transcript has 10 exons. Lineage: Eukaryota; Metazoa; Arthropoda; Insecta; Lepidoptera; Papilionidae. Gene Ontology annotation, molecular function: protein binding. The coding region runs from base 148 to 2799 and encodes 883 amino acids.
GUCACGCAUCCGUCAUAGUGCUUGGCAUUAAUGUUAAUGUAAUUUUCCCCUUAAUAACUAAAUAUUAUUUUAUUAUGUUUAUGAAAUCGUAUCAUUAAAACUUUGGAAAAGCGUAUUAGCCAAUUUUAGAAUUAUAAUCUAAUCAACAUGAGUAAGGCAAAUCCGCUCUCUGGUUUACUGGCUAAUUACGGCGACUCCGAUGACUCGGACGAUGAGAUGGUUCAUGCUUCAUACGGUGUACCUAGUAAGAAAAUUAACACAAGCGUGCCUCCAGUAGGCCAGGAUCCUACUCCCAACUUCGCUGGUAUCCAUCCUGCUCCAAUACAGCAUUGCCCGUGGUCAGCAUGCUAUGACGAGAGCAGUGGAUUUACAUAUUAUUGGAACCAGCAAACAAAUGCUGUAACUUGGGAAGCACCUCCGGAAUACUUACUUGCUUUGAAGAUAGCACAGCAACAGCUGCACUGUGCAGGCUCAGCUGAAGUGUCCGCUGAAGAAUGGCAGUUGUAUCAGCAGGUGCUAGCAGAGAAACAGAAUACACAGAACAAAAUGAUAGCCAAAGCUGCGAUAAAUAGUCUAAAUAAGUCUUCCAUAAUUGAAAAUCCCAGUCUUCCUGUAAUAGAUAAUAAAAAACCUAAGACUGGCAAAAAGCGACCCACAAGCGAUGAUGAAGAAGAAAAAAUAGAAUUAAUAACAUCAUAUCAUAAUUCUGACUCAGAGUCUAACGAUGAAGCAGAAAGUCCUAUAAAGGUGCAACCGAUAGUGCCAAUCAUACAGCAAAAACCUGCUGUCAAAGUACAGAAAAAUGUUCACAAAAAGCAAAAGAUCAAACCUCAAGUAGAGUAUGGACCGAGUAUGCCACCUAAUUUGAACUACACCGUGCCCAUCGGACCUGAAUUGCCACCUAAUUUGGAGAUCACGCCUGAACCAAAACCACCAGAGAGAAAAGUGGAAAUUGUUGCAAUUGAAAAGGAGCCUGAGAAAAAAUCCCCAGUGUCAAUUGACAAUGAAGACAGUCAAGAUGAGAUUUCAUUGCUUAAGAAAUUAAAAGACAAAGCUAAAUUACUAGAAAAGUUAGGCGGGGAGUUGCCAUCAGAACUACAACAAAUAAUAAAAGAUGAAACUAAUUUGUCCUCAACUGCCUCCCCGAGCUCCGUGGAUAAGAAAAACAUUGACAUUGAUGAUAUGCUAGAAGAAAUAGAGAAGACAGAAUUUCUUAAAACAAAACCCAAAGAAGCAAAAUCCAGUAAAAGCAGUGUCAAUAACUCUCCAAGAAGCGAUGGUCAUAGAACACCACCCUUAGAAGAAUUAAAAACACUAUUCCCGAGCACCAAAAAUCAUACAGAUGAACCGAUACCUUUAUUUCCUAGUGUUGCCAAUUUUGAAGACACAAGUAAUAGUAAACCACCAAGUCCCGAACAAAAGCCUGCUCCGGAGAAAAAGGAAAACAUGUAUCUGAUGGAUGUUAAUGAACCAAUAGAGAAUGUCGGCAGGAAGAAACUGAGAAUUUCAAAUUCAGUGUUGCCAGAAAGGAAAAUUGAGAAGAGUGAACCUCCCGCAUACACAACAAAAUAUUCACAAUACAUCGAAGGUUUCUCCGACCAGAGAACCGGUUUAGGGUUCAAAGAGGAGGACAAGUGUGACAGUCCAAAAAAUACUAUAAACUACGGCAACGGGUUAACUUUCACUAAGGGGGAGACAUUGAACGAGGGCAAACAGGAGGAGGAUCUGCAGGACCUGACAGAUCUGAUCGGAGCCAAGCUGAGGUACCUGAACGAGCUGCAGCCGUGUGUGGUGACACCAGUGCAGGAGAUGCUCAUACAGUUGCAGACGCUGGUGUCGGGGUGGGAGUGCGGCGGGGUGUGCGCGGGGUACGUGCGGCGCUGGGCGGGGGGCGCGGGCGCGGCGCUGGCGCACCACGAGGCGGAGGCGGCGCCGCCGGGCUGGACCUGCACCUUCCAGAGGUACGCCGCCACCACACUUCCACACCUCGCCCCCAACUUACCGCCGCUUUCCCCCAACUGCCCUUUCUCACAAUGUGACAGCUCUACGCCUUAUUUAUAUAUUGCUUGUCUGACAAGCGUAAUUUACAAUAAGAAACUUUGCUUCGGCAACAUUGUGAGGGGUGGCUUCUCGGUUUUUAAUAUAAUGGGCAUAGUGUAUCUCUCUCCACUGCGUGUGUUUGUACGUGUGUCGUGUCGCAGGAGUGAGGGGCGCUACCGGUACCGGCGCGAGGCGGACGGUCUGCAGCAGUGGGAGUAUCCCGCCCUCGACAACACCGACAUGGACAUCUCCACCACGCCCCCGCACACCGCCACCCUCGAUACUAAGGAGGAGGCGGGUCCGUCGCAACCGCCGCAGCCGCUCCCCGCGCCGCAAGCCGCGCCUCUGUCGCCGCCCGCCCCGCCCUCACCGCCUUCCCCGGCGCGCGCCACGCCCCCCACCCCGCCCCCGCCGCGCUGGCACGAGCCCCCGCCCCCCGGCUGCGACGACACGCCCCCGCAACCACCGGUACCGGAGGCGAAGGCGGAGAUCUGCGAGGAGCUGAUGUGUUUCUACAACGACAUCGCCGAGCUGGAGAAGCAGGCCGAGCCCCCCGCCCCCGCCCCCGCCCCCUCACCUCCCGACCGCUCCUCCGAGGCAAGGGACAGGGCGCGGGAGAGGGACAAGGAGAGGGACGCCAGGGCACACAGGAAGAAGUCCAAGGUGAAAAUAUCGACAUCUAUGGGUAUGAAGCACAAAUCUGUGUCCAGUCUGGUGGCCAAGUGGCAGCAGGUGGCAGACGAGAUCCACUCCGAAUGAUGUCUGUCACCGAUCUCACCGAUGCCACCUAUGCCACCGAUCUCACCAAUGUCACCGAUGUCACCAAUGUCACCAAUGCCACCAUUGUCACCAAUGCUACCAAUGUCACCAAUGCCACCAAUGUCGCCAAUGUCACCGCUGCCACGAAGUAGCCACGAGAAAGCUGCACUACUGUUGGAGAUCGCAAACAUAUUUGCAAACAUAAAGAGCAUUGUGCCUGAUAAUUAAUUUCUUUAUUCAAUCUACAUCUAUAAUAUAAUAUAGUU